Molecule: messenger RNA, 852 nt
Organism: Brassica napus (rape)
Lineage: Eukaryota; Viridiplantae; Streptophyta; Magnoliopsida; Brassicales; Brassicaceae
Exons: 1
Coding region: 1-852 (283 amino acids)
Molecular function (GO): zinc ion binding; nucleic acid binding
Source: RefSeq, a predicted model, not a curated record
AUGCAGGAAGGAGAACUCAUCUCAGAUUACUUCUCAAAUAACCUAAAAAGAAAUGGUGAGAAGUUAGAUGAUGUAAGAAUCAUGGAGAAAGUUCUUAGAUCAUUGGAUUCGAAAUUCGAACACAUUGUUACCGUGAUUGAAGAGACAAAAGACUUGGAUACUAUGACAAUGGAGCAACUUCUUGGAUCACUACAAGCUUAUGAAGAAAAGAAGAAGAAGAAAGAAGAUAUUGUGGAGCAAGUUCUCAAGAUGAGAAUUGAUCACAAGGAAGAAAGUGGCCGAAGCAAUCUAAGACGUGGUGGCGGUCAUUUCCGAAGACGAGGUUGUGGUGUAAAUGGACGAGGUUGGAGACCAUAUGAAGACAACUUCAACCAAAGAGGAGAGAAUUCAUCAAGAGGUCGUGGAAGAGGAAACCCAAAAUCAAGGUACGAUAAAUCAAGCAUCAAAUGCUAUAGUUGUGGGAAAUUUGGACAUUAUGCUUCUGAGUGCAAAACUCCAAACAACAAUAGAGUUGAAGAGAAGUCCAACUAUGUUGAAGAAAGGAGUAAAGAAGAAGAUAUGCUAUUGAUGGCUUACAAGAAAGAUGAACCAAAUGAGGUUCACAAGUGGUACCUUGAUAGUGGUGCAAGCAACUACAUGUGUGGAAAUAAAAGCAUGUUCGUGGAGCUUGAUGAAUCGGUGAAAACUGAUGUGGCUUUAGGAGAUGAAUCGAAGAUGGAAGUGAAAGGUAAAGGAAAUAUUCUCAUCCGCUUGAAGAAUGGAGAUCAUCAAUUCAUUUCCAACGUUUACUACAUUCCAAGCAUGAAGACCAACAUUUUUGAGCCUAGGACAACUCUUAGAGAAAGGUUAUGA